This is a messenger RNA of Paramecium octaurelia, 2065 nucleotides long. The record is from the annotation of a GenBank genome assembly. Lineage: Eukaryota; Ciliophora; Oligohymenophorea; Peniculida; Parameciidae.
AUGGAUAUCAAUGAAUUAUUAGAUGAGAUAGUUCUGGACAAUCAGUAUAAGCCGAAUUCAAGAGAUAAAAGUAGAAGGUCAUUUGUGGAUCCACCGUAAAUAGAAUUAUUUAAUGAAGGAAAAUUGAGACUCAAAAAAUUUCAAAUGAUCCAUAUGAAUUUGACAGUAUUUUGAAAUCUGCGGAUUCUCCACUUGAUAAACAAUAGACCUAUGCUUCUCGUUAAAGACCUUAAACUGCUAUCAUAGACGAAUCGAAAAAACAGAAAAUGGCUGAUUUAUUUUAAUUGCCAAAACCAAAUGUAGUCAAAGAUUAACUGCCAGUCCAACCAAUGGAGGACUCCACAAAUACCAACAAUGAUUUUUAAUAGACUCAGAGCAGAAGAGGAAAGAUGAGAAUGCUUUCACAAAAUAAGGGACAACCUUAAAAAAGUGGAAUGGACAUGAGUCAAGACCCUGUAUUUAAUUAUAAUCAAUAAUCUGAAAUUGAAAAAUAAUCAAUUCAAUCAGAUUAUUCAAAUAAAUAAAAUAAGUAACCAGAUAUUGGGUUCAAUAUCAAUAACAAUCAAACAAUCAAUACUAAUAAUAUCAAUAUCAAUAAUGCAAAUUUAACAAAAUUAUAAGAUGAAAUAUAAUCAUUAAAAUAAGAUCGAGAUAAAUUGAACCAAGAGAUAUAGUAAAUUAGGAAUGAAAAAAAUAAACUAUAGGAUGAAUUAGACAUUGAAAAGAGAGAGAGAACCAGGUUACUCUAAGAUAAAUUAGAUCUUGAAAAGUAAUUCAUUAAAGAAAAGGAGUACCUCAGAUCAGAAUUCGAAAGGGAGAAACAAAGAAUUCUUGAUACAGCCAAAUUAGAAGUAAGAUGAAAUAUCUAUUUAUUCUUAGAAUGAACUCAUCAAAUAACAAUUAGGAGAAUAAAAGUAACUUGACAAUUUGGCAGAAAAAAUAAAUGUCAGUGCAAAAGAAUUGGAAUUAUUAAAGAACUAAUUAUAUUAGAAGCAUGAAUAAUAGACAUAAGAGAAAAUUAAAUAAUUGGAUAUCAAAAAACUAGAAAUUUAAGACAGGGAGUCUCAAUUAGAAAAAGAAAAGUCAUAUUUAGAAAAUGAAAAGAGAAGACUGCAAAACCUAUAAGAUGACUUAAGCAGAAGAGAAUAAUUGUUUUAAGCAUCUAUUGAUGGAGAGAAGAAGUCAUUACAAAGUGAGAAGCAAUUAUUAUAGGAUAUAAAAGAUUCAUUGAGAAAUUUGGAAUUGGAAACAAAAAAACGAUUGGAACAAGAGAAUCUAUUAUUAUAAAGACAAAAGUAAUUAUGUUGAUCAUUAAGAUAGAAAUGAAUUUGAUGUCUAAAAACAUGAGUUGAAUUCUUAGGCUUAGAGUAAAUUAAGAUAGUUGGAGGCGGAUAGGUAGAUUUUUGAAUAGUAAAAAUUGGAAUAUUCUGAUUUUACUUAAAAGAAUAAUGAAAUUAUUUAAUAAAGGUAUGCAGACAUUGAAAAACAAUAGCAAAAGGUGGCUGCUAAAGAAAUGCAACUAAUAAAUCAAUAAAGAGAUUUGGAUAUGAAAAAUAACUAAGUUAACAGUUUGCAUGCUGAAUAUACAAGGAAAUUGAAUUUGGUUGAAAAUGAAAGGUAAUUAUUGUUGGACAAGUUGAAAGAAAUUAAUGAAAAGGAGAAAUUGUAUUAAUAAGAAAUUUCAAAUGUCUAAGAGUUUAGACAAAUGCAUUAAUAGGAAAAGGAGUAGAUUCAAAAGUAAAAGAUUGAAUUAACUUAACAAUUAACAAUUAAUUAAUAGGAUAAAAUUUAGAUAGAGUAAGAAAAGAGUCAAUUGAACAUGAUGCAUAAAACAUUAUCUCAUUUAAGAUAAGAAAUUACUUAAAAUUCUCUAUAAGGUUUCUCUUAAACGACAGCACCACCACUACCAAUUCGACUAAAUUAGAAAACUAAAAUGGAAAAACCUAGAUCUGCUUAAAAGAUCCCUUUUAAUACAACUUAAAAUCCCUCAAUGAAUCAAACAUCUUCAAAUUUUGAUGUUGGCAGCUAUAUGAAAUAUCUAAAAAAUGUUGAUUAUUUACAUUGA